UUGUCAGAUGUCAACCGUAGCGUGUGCCACCUAGCUACGCACCCUGUGUCAAAUUAUAGAUCUGUUAACGCAGUUGACAGCAUUAUGUCACACCGCAUACUAGGAUCCUUUGUGACCCAUGCCAUUCCAAAAGCCAGCUGGGAUUGGCAUGGACUUAAAGGUUGCUGCUGUGUAUGUCACACUCAUGUUUAUGUCAGGGUGCAGUCUGCCUACAGAGGACAUCAUUUUCUUGGAUGUAAGAAAAACACAUUUUCUCACACCCACCUAAUUUCCUCGGUGCAGUGGUGUGACACGCAGAAGAUCAGCCUACAAAAAAAUACCUUUAAGUCUAACUAUCUUUUAUACACAUGGCCACAUGUCUCAUUUCAGCAUAACCAGCAACAACAGCAACAGUAUCAUCACUUAGCCAGAUUUUGUGAUAUUAAUUCUUUGUUCAUCAAGCACAUGGGAGCUCAAGGCUUCUUCCACACAGAUGUUAGACUGAACAAGGAAGAAACUAAAGUAGAGAAGUCUGUGAAGGCUUUGAAAGAUAAAGUUGUUAAAUCUGAAAAAGUUGAGGAGACUGUUAAAAAUGUUGAAGAUGCAGUCACCACCCCUGAUGAGCCUAAAACAAAGAUUGUGCCAAAGAAAUCUCUGUGGGAGCGUGUUGUUGCUGAACUAAAGCAUUACUAUCAUGGCUUCCGUCUUCUGUUCAUUGACAUCAGAAUAUGCAUUCGUCUUUUGUGGGAUGUACUAAAUGGAAGGUCACUGACACGGCGUGAAAGGAGGCAGUUGGUUCGAACCACAGCUGAUAUGUUCCGACUGGUGCCAUUUUUGGUAUUUAUUCUUGUUCCCUUUAUGGAGUUUUUGCUGCCUGUUGCCAUAAAACUUUUCCCUAAUAUGCUGCCAAGCACCUUUGCUGAAAAAGAUAAAGAGCAAGAAAAGUUGAAAAAGAAUCUGAAACUAAAACUUCAAAUGGCCAAGUUCCUGCAGGAAACUAUUCAUGAGUUUGGCCUGCAGGGCAAGAAAAAGCAGGGUGGUGCUGUUGAAGAAUUCUCCCAGUUUGUUGAAAAGAUUCGAAGCCAAGGUAUUCGACCAACUACAGAAGAGAUUAUGCACUUUGCAAAGCUCUUUGAAGAUGAGAUAACCCUUGACAAUCUCUCCCAUCAACAGUUGCAGGCAGUCUGUCGAGUUCUUAAUAUACAGCCAAUUGGUAUUGAUGCCUUCCUUCGUUUCCAGCUUGACUUGAAGCUCAGACAACUUGCUGCUGAUGAUAAAAUGAUCCUGAAGGAAGGCAUUGACAGCCUAUCAAUAGCAGAAUUGCAAUCAGCCAACCGUGCACGCGGCAUGCGUGCUUUGGGUGUUCCUGAGGAAAGGUUAAAGGAACAGCUGCAACAAUGGCUGACUCUUCACCUGGAGAAGCGAAUUCCAACAUCACUGCUGUUGCUGUCACGAGCGCUGUACCUUCCAGAGACACUAUCAGAAGAGGAGAAGCUGCAUGCUACUAUCACAGAGCUGGCUCAGUCUGCCCCAACUGCUACUGUGGAGGCCAAACUGAAGGCUGCUGAGAUUGCAGGUGAGGCUAUAGACAACAAAACACGCCUGGAUAUUAUCAAGCAUGAAGAGAAUAUCAUUGCUGCUGAGCGAGAUGCACGCAGACAAGAACAAGAGGCGGAGGAAGAAAGAGUGAGGCAACAGGAACGUGAAAUGGCAGAGGCUCAGGCUGCACAGUCAGCAAUGGAGCAUCCAGAGCAUUUGCGAGAUGAGGCUCUCAUCCUUGAACCAGCCAAAUCUGAACUGUUAAUCGACAAAGCUAAAGAACUGACGGGAACAGCUGAAGAGCAAAAGGCCCUGAAGGAUGCAGAAAAGGAGGAGCAUAUUACAGUCAAGGAUCUUGAGGAGAUCGAGACUGCUCUAGAGGAAAUUGCAGAGCACAAGCAACUUAACAUUGAGAAAGAAGAACUGAAAGAUCUCAAGGAAGAAAUUAGCGAAUAUAAGGAGGAUUUAAUGGACCUGAAAGAGGUGAUUGUCAGCUCUGGGGCAGCACAAGAUGAGAUGGUGGAAUCAAAGCCUGCCAAGCAUCUCACCAAGAGAGUAGAUCGCCUGAUUGGGCAGAUUGACUCUGUUAUGGAUGAACUGCAGGCAGAAAAGAAGCGCUUCCAGGAGGAGGUGGAGGUUGGGGAGGUGCGCUUGAAAAGUAGUUCAGAACUGCAGGCUGACGAAAGUAAGGUUGAGGAGGUCAGGCAACAUAUCACAGAGAGCAAGAAUAACAUCAUCACUAUCAAUGAAAUGCUUCUUGCCAUGAAGAGACUUAAAAAAUUACCUAUUGAAACCAAAUUGCAACGCAUUGUUGAAGUUCUUGAUGAUGACAAGGAUGGUAAAAUUGACAUCAACUUGGCUCUUAAGGUGUUGGAGCUGCUUGCCCAGGAAAAUGUGAAGUUUAGCAAGGAACAGGUUUCAGAGAUGGUAAAUCUGCUCAAGUGUGAAAUGGAGCUUGAGGAGAAAGAAAAACAGGAAGGAAAAGAGAAACAAAAGCAAGCUGAAGAGGCUCAGCAUGAAGCCACUUCAGCAGAAAAGAGACCUGGUAGAUAAUCACAUAAAUGAAGUUUUUAAAAGAGGAAAUGGAAUAAAGCAUCUAAGCUAGUUACCAGCAUAUUUUUUAAAACUGAGUAAGGGGUUGUAGAAAUUUUCUGUUACCACUUUCCAUUGACAAGCAGCAGCAAGUGUUCAUAGAUAAAAAUGCAAUUCCACACAAACAUAGCAUGCUAUUGUAAACACCAUUUUAUAGUAGGUAUACAAAAAAUAGGAGUUGCUAUCUUGUUCCAACAAGCAUAUUACCAGUUGAUUAAACUGGAUAUGUUCUCUUUGGUAAAACAUAAGCUCUGCCUUUUGUUGCUUUCUUGUGUGUGAUGUUUAAUUAUCAUAGUGUUGAUUGCAAUAGACAUCUAGUUUGUUGGCUGUGCAUGUGAGAUGGCAGAAGAUGAAUACAGGGGCAUGGCAGACUGAUACUUCAUUGUAUUUGCUAUUGUUAAAAGUAUGAAGUGUGCAAUUAUUGGUAGAAUUUUCAAUAUAAAAAGAUCUCACUGACAGGAAAUUGUGGAUAGACUAUAUAUCCAUGUAUAUUUGUAAACAGAAUACAGGCAUUAUUUUUGCAUAACCAGAUAUACCUAAAGGGACAUUCUACACAUUGUCCUGUUCUUUGAUCUGGUUCUUGAAAGCAGGCAUGUAUAAUUAAGAGGAAAUACUUAUCAUACGAGUAUAUGUACAUAUGUGUUUGAAGAUAGAUACUUGUCUUGAACAGGAUUGAAUCUCACAUAGGCACAUACUCUUAGUAAGCUGAGGCCAUUAUGCUAACAUUCAGGUAUAUAUGGUGAAAUUUACUGGUCGUAAGAAAAAAAAUCAUUAAAAUUGUGCAUCAAUGCUUAUCACAAGAAUGGCAAGAACUACCAAAAAUGUUUGUCAUUCUGCAUAUCAAGGCAAAAAUAUUGAUUUUUGAAGUAUGAUGUUAACUUUGUCCAGGUUGGUCUUAGGUCUGUUCCAGAAAAAGAAAAACGGUGACUUUUUAUUGUGCACGAAGGGGAAAAAUAUUAUAGUGAGAAAAGUUGAAAACAAUUGGAGCGGUGGGGGAUUAUUUGGAGUAUGUGCCAGCAAGUUAAACAAAGGCGUGACACUGAGAGUGAGUCUGGUCUGUAUUUUUUCCUUAGAAUUUAUGUACAUUCUAGUAGACUAGUAGGGUAUAUCAUCCAGACAGAACAAAUAACAGAAAUAUAGGAAGCAUGGUAAAGUGAACACUACUAAAGCCAUGCACUUCAUGUAGUUCUGAUAAAAUUACAAGCUUGGUUUGUCACUUUUCAAGCCACUGUUUACAGAUACACUUAACUGGCAGUAGUUGUUGCUAAAGAAAAGCUUGAUGCUAUAGAUUUGAUUGUUUUCUUGGAGGUUGGCGCUAAUACUUUAAAUCUGGCAUUUCAUAAUUGCACUGGCCCCCAUCUAAUCAUCCUGACUGCUUUUAACACCUGCAAGUGAAUCUACACAGAUGUAUAUGUUUAUAUGUACAUGUUACAAAAUCUCGGCAGUUCUAUUGAAAACUUUUUACCAGCAUCAGUUAUGAUGCUAGGAUUGCUAACCAGACUUGUCAGACAAAUGAAAGUGAUGCACAUGGGUGUUGUCAUUUUGCAAGAUGUCUAAAAGUUUAUCCACAUAAAGGUCUUAUUUGAUCUUUUUAUGCCUAAUUAUGUGAAAGUUGCACUUUUUGUAGGAAUUUGUACUUACAUUUUUUGUGUAUUUUAUAUUUUGUAACAUGGUAUGGACAGUUUUUAAAAAACAUCAAACAUCUGGUUUAGACUGUUGCAUUCCUGCACAAAUCAUGUAUGAAGACAGGUUUUAGAUUGUAUUUAUAUGUUGAUAUUAACCCUCUUAGUACAAUGGGCCACAAUCAGGCUCAUGACCCUAGAAUAGUAAACUGAAUUUUUCUUGGAUUAUUGCUUUCACCAGAGUGAAAGUAGGCAAUUUUCAUUACUUUUUAUUGCAAAGUUCAAGUUUUGUCCUUUCCAAAUAUUUAUAGGCUUUCUGGUCUAAUGUUUACCUGAGAGCAGCAAAGUAUAAAAACAAACAUCACCCACUGAUAGUUAUAUUUUUAUGCCAUGCUAAGAGGGUUAAUGAUUGAUUUUGAUUUUUUUACAAAUGGGAAGAAUGAAUUUCUUGAUGGAAAAAAAAAAAUGACUUCUAAAACUGCUUAAUGGUUUAGAUGGAAUGAGCAACACAUUUUUACUGCUCUUGAGGAGUACCAAAAAUUUACUCUUCAGAUUUAUGCUUAUCGGAAACAAACAAACAAAAAAAUGCUAUUGGGCAGAAAGUUUUAAAAAUAAAAUUAAGUAAUGCAGAAAGGAUGUGUCGGACAUAAGCAGGAUAUGCAUACAUGAGUCCUUGAAAUUUUUAAGCAUAUCUGUCGAUACCACAUAUGUAAAAUGCUCAGCCCUGUGACUUCUGCCAUGCAGUAGUUGCUAAUGAAUAAAAGAUUCAUCAGGUUAAA
Molecule: messenger RNA, 5011 nt
Organism: Pomacea canaliculata
Lineage: Eukaryota; Metazoa; Mollusca; Gastropoda; Architaenioglossa; Ampullariidae
Product: mitochondrial proton/calcium exchanger protein-like
Exons: 15
Coding region: 85-2571 (828 amino acids)
Biological process (GO): intracellular monoatomic cation homeostasis
Cellular component (GO): mitochondrial inner membrane
Molecular function (GO): ribosome binding; calcium ion binding
Source: RefSeq, a predicted model, not a curated record